UACUUGUUGCACUGAGAUUGAUUUCCCUCCAAAAGUCCCAGCUAACGAUCGGCACUGUGGUUGAGCGCGCACAGCCAUGGAAGCCUCAACACCGAUCCCUGAGCCCGAAAAUCAACUCUCGGCUUUCAUCACUAACAUACCGAAUGAAGUCCAACUGAUGGUGGAGAACAUGCUAAAGAAGAUCAAUGAAAUUAAAGAACACUCUGAUGCAAUAAAGGAGGAAAUAGAGAAAUGCAAAGAUUCCGCUCUUCAGAGGAAGAGAACCUUGGACGAGGAUAAGGAUCAAUUUCAGAAAGUUGCUUCUGCCGUUCUGGACAUGCUCACAAAAAAUGAAUGUCAGGCUAUAUGACAUUCAAGGCCUCCAUUUUCAAACAAGAAAGUUUUGUUUCAACUUCUGCAUAGAAUUUUCCACAGUAGUAUACAUGCAGGUUUGCGGGUGGUCAAUUUCAUGUAGGUUGUUGAUAAAAUGAGGUUUGGAAUUGUCACUUGAACAUCAUCAGAUCUCACAGACCGCCCUUGGGUCAGCACUCAGUACUCUAUUUGAUCUUUUGAAGACAUAUAAAACUCAACUUUCUCA
This is a messenger RNA of Prosopis cineraria, 577 nucleotides long. RefSeq lists its product as uncharacterized. The record is from RefSeq and is a predicted model, not a curated record. The coding region runs from base 77 to 349 and encodes 90 amino acids. NCBI's taxonomy places the organism in Eukaryota, Viridiplantae, Streptophyta, Magnoliopsida, Fabales, Fabaceae. The transcript has 3 exons.